Blastomyces dermatitidis ER-3 is the source of this 216-nucleotide messenger RNA. RefSeq lists its product as uncharacterized. NCBI's taxonomy places the organism in Eukaryota, Fungi, Ascomycota, Eurotiomycetes, Onygenales, Ajellomycetaceae. The coding region runs from base 1 to 216 and encodes 71 amino acids. The transcript has 2 exons. The record is from RefSeq and is a predicted model, not a curated record.
AUGUCUGAUCAGAGAUUGUCUAGAAUCUGUAAGAAAUUACUUAUGAGAAGACUUACAGCAAAGAAGAGAACUGCACUGCUUGAAGCCAGGGACUGGCCUGGAAGAUGCAGGGAGUUGACUGCUGGCCUGAAGAUUGAAUACAGUGACAGGGCUGAGAGAAAUGAAGGCAUGAUCAUGGGCGGCGGUGCUCCUGCUUCAUCAGCUGGUAAAAAGUGA